UCCCGACCAGAGCGCUCACUGGGGCGCGCCGAGGCGCGAGUGGCCCGCCUGGGUUCCCGCUCCGGUGCAGACGGACCUCGCCCACUCCGACGCUGAGGGCGGAUGAGAGCGUCAUCAGAAACAGCAACUCCGUGUUUGCAUCCUUCUCCGGCUUCUGACGUGCGGCCCUGACGCCGUAGCCUCGAGGAGGUGGAGGUCGGUCAGGGUGGGGAGCUUUGAGGUAACCAAGUCUUAGCUUCAACCCCCAAACUCCUCAAGCUCGCCGCGUUCGUUGGUCCGUGGGUGGGAACGAGGCGCCCGGCUCCUGACACGCAGAGCCCAAACCUGGAAGCUCACUCGCUCCUUAUCCACUGGAAACGCUUUCCUCGCAGGACCUCAUGGAACCCAGAGGGACUAAGAGAAAAGCGGAGAAGACAGAGGUGGAAAAGCCUUUGCACAAACUCCCCCGGGCAGUCCCUUUACUGCGGACACAGCCCUCUCUGUACUCGGGACCCUUCCCGUUCUACCGGCGUCCAUCCGAACUGGGCUGCUUCUCCCUGGACGCACAACGCCAGUACCAUGGAGAUGCCCGAGCCCUCCGCUACUACAGCCCCCCUCCCAUCAACGGCCCAGGCCCGGACUUUGACCUCAGAGAUGGAUACCCUGACCGAUACCAGCCCCGGGACGAGGAAGUCCAAGAGAGGUUGGACCAUUUGCUGCGCUGGGUCCUGGAACACCGGAACCAGCUGGAGGGGGGUCCCGGCUGGCUGGCAGGGGCCACGGUGACAUGGAGAGGGCACCUGACAAAAUUGCUGACCACGCCGUAUGAGCGGCAGGAGGGCUGGCAGCUGGCAGCCUCCCGGUUCCAAGGGACACUGUACCUAAGUGAGGUGGAGACCCCGGCUGCUCGGGCCCAGAGGCUUGCACGGCCACCCCUCCUCCGGGAGCUCAUGUACAUGGGCUACAAAUUUGAGCAGUACAUGUGCGCAGACAAACCCGGAGGCUCCCCAGACCCCUCUGGGGAAGUUAACACCAACGUGGCCUACUGCUCUGUGCUACGCAGCCGCCUGGGAAACCACCCUCUCCUGUUCUCCGGGGAGGUAGACUGCCUGAACCCCCAGGCUCCUUGCACACAGCCUCCCUCCUGCUACGUGGAGCUCAAGACAUCCAAGGAGAUGCACAGCCCUGGCCAGUGGAGGAGCUUUUACAGACACAAGUUGCUGAAAUGGUGGGCUCAGUCGUUCCUCCCGGGGGUCCCACAUGUUGUUGCCGGCUUCCGGAACCCAGAAGGUUUCGUCUGUUCCUUAAAGACCUUUCCUACCAUGGAGAUGUUUGAAAAUGUCAGGUCUUCUGCCUCUUGUGCCCCCUCCAGAAUGACCGAGAAGGCUGGAAUCCCUCUGUGUGCAUGAACUUCUGUGCUGCCUUCCUUAGCUUUGCCCAGAGCACAGUAGUCCAGGACGAUCCCAGGUAAGGCCUUCAUGUUUGUGCACUGCCUCUGGAUCCCGGCUCAAUCUCUGGCUUCACCCCACACCUCUGUCUUCCACAGGCUUGUCCACCUCUUCUCCUGGGAACCUGGUGGCCCUGUCACUGUGUCUGUCCAUCGUGACGCACCCUAUGCCUUCCUGCCCUCAUGGUAUGUGGAGACUAUGACCCAAGACCUCCCACCACUCUCAAAGACUCCCUCUCCCAAGGACUGAGGACAAGUCUGGGCUCCGUGCAGAUAAUAAAGGCGUGUUUCUAA
Molecule: messenger RNA, 1720 nt
Organism: Mus musculus (house mouse)
Lineage: Eukaryota; Metazoa; Chordata; Mammalia; Rodentia; Muridae
Gene: Dxo
Product: decapping exoribonuclease
Exons: 5
Coding region: 378-1388 (336 amino acids)
Cellular component (GO): nucleus
Molecular function (GO): RNA NAD+-cap (NAD+-forming) hydrolase activity
Source: RefSeq, a predicted model, not a curated record